Penicillium antarcticum is the source of this 1266-nucleotide messenger RNA. Its product is annotated as lytic polysaccharide monooxygenase AA11 family protein. Bases 1 to 1266 code for a protein of 421 amino acids. Lineage: Eukaryota; Fungi; Ascomycota; Eurotiomycetes; Eurotiales; Aspergillaceae. The transcript has a single exon. The record is from RefSeq and is a predicted model, not a curated record.
AUGAUGUUCAUCAAGUCCAAUGUUCUGGCUGCCAUGCUCGGCGCCUCUGCCGCUAGCGCCCAUAUGAUGAUGUCCUCGCCCACUCCUUACAGCAAGGACACUCUCAACAACUCCCCUCUGGCAGCGGACGGCAGCGACUUCCCUUGCAAGUUGCGCGACAAUACCUUCGAGGCCCCCGAAACCGAAACCGUCAUUGGAAUUGGCGAGUCCCACCCCCUGACCUUCGUCGGCAGCGCCACCCACGGUGGUGGCUCCUGCCAGAUCAGUUUGACCACCGAUCUGCAGCCCUCCAAGGACUCCGAAUGGAAGGUGAUCAAGUCAUUCGAAGGUGGCUGCCCUGCCAACGUCGACGGCAACCUGUCUGGUGGCGCCGAUGCCCCCGAUCCCGACACCUUCAGCUUCAAGAUCCCCGAGGGCAUCGCCGCUGGCAAGUAUACCCUGGCCUGGACCUGGUUCAACCGCAUCGGCAACCGCGAGAUGUACAUGAACUGCGCUCCCAUCACCGUCUCCAGCAGCUCUUCCAAGCGUUCCGUCGACGAGGACAACGAACUGUACUCCAACAACACUCAGGUCUUUGACAAGCGAUCCUCCACCUUCCCUCCCAUGUUCGUCGCCAACGUCAACGGCUGCAUCACCAAGGAGGGCGUUGAUAUUCGUUUCCCACAACCCGGUGAAUAUGUCGAAUACCUCGGUAAAGCCUCCAACCUCGCCGCCAAAGGCUCUGAGGCAUGCACUGGCACCCCUACCUUUGGCGGUGCCGGUGAUACCAGCUCCGGAUCGUCCUCCAGCUCUGGCUCCGACUCCAGCUCCGGGUCCUCCGGCUCUUCUUCUGCCGCUGCCGCCAGCGCCCCCAGCGAAACCGCCUCUGUUUCCGUGGCCCCUGCUCCUGUUGCUACCCCCUCAAGCGCCCCUUCUUCCCCUGACACUGGUUCAUCCGGCUCUGAGUCUGGCUCUUCCGGGUCUGACUCUAGUUCCUCUACCACUCAAGCUGCUCCUGCUUCUCCAUCGCCUUCCACUGGUGGCUCCACCACUAGCUCCGGCGCAUUGACGGGUGCCUGCAGCUCUGAGGGUCAGUGGAACUGCAUUGCAGGCACCUCUUUCCAGCGCUGUGCAAAUGGAAGUUGGUCCGCCUCGCAACAGAUGGCUGCAGGAACUCAGUGUGGUGCUGGUCUGAGCUCUGAUCUUUCUAUCACUGCUACCAUGCAGGCUCGCCAUGUCUCGGCUAUGCGCUUCCGCAAGCGUCACAUUGGUGGUCACCACGCAUAA